UCCCCUACAUGCAUUGAUGACUGCAAGUGGACUGGCUGGCUGGAUUCUGGAAAACCCACCUAUGAUAAAGGAAGUGGAGAUUUUGAACUAAUUGAAGGUGUCUGUGAACCAGGCUGGGAAGUACAAAACAUCUCCUGCAGAGCUGUGAUGUAUUCCAAUGUUCCACUUGAUCAGCUUGGACAAAAAGUGGUUUGUAAUACAGAAGUUGGGCUAGUGUGCAAAAAUGAAGAUCAGGGAAUAGGAGGGAUUAUCCCCAUGCCCGUGUGUCUCAACUAUGAAAUCAAUGUUUACUGCUGUAGUACAAUAUGUUUUACUUCAACCGCACCAACCACCACCACGGAGAUCCCAACUACAACAUCAACAACAAAGACUUCCAUUCCAACAUCAACUACCAUGAAGACACCAAGCCCAACUCCUACAACUACAGUGACUCCAACUCCAGAAACAACCACCACACAGAUUUCAACUUCAACAUCUACUACCAUCCAGACCACAACCCCAACACCCAUCACGGAGACCUCCACUCCUAUAUCUACCACCAGCCAGACACCAAGUCCAUCCUCUACUACCACAGUGACUCCAGUUACAACAUCUACUACUACAGAGACCUCAACAUCAUUAUCUACUACUACAAAGACCACAUCUGCAACACCUACAGUAACAGAGACAUCUACUCCUAGAUCUACCACUACUCAGACACCAAGCACAGUCCCCACCACAACAGUGACUCCAACUCCAACACCAACAAUUGGAAAGACCACAACCCCAACAUCUACAGUAACAGAAACUUUGACUUCCAGAUCUACCACUACCCAGACAUCCAGCCCAGUUCCCUCCACCACAGUG
Rattus rattus (black rat) is the source of this 846-nucleotide messenger RNA. RefSeq names its product histidine-rich glycoprotein-like. The transcript has a single exon. Bases 306 to 680 code for a protein of 124 amino acids. Lineage: Eukaryota; Metazoa; Chordata; Mammalia; Rodentia; Muridae. The record is from RefSeq and is a predicted model, not a curated record.